UCAGCGUUUCCAUUAUCCUUUUCAAAACUUUUUGUUUCUUUGUUUUGUACUGGCCACCGGCUGACAAAAGGGGGCCAUUCAUUCCCUUCUGAUGGAUAGUACUACCUCCGUCCCAAAAUAACUGCAACAAAGUCUUAUACUCAAUCAGACUUUGUUGCAGUUAGAAUUUUAGGACACAACCGACAAAUAGGGAAUUAGACCAUUCUACCCUCGAUUUGAAAUUUUGAAUUCACGUCGUCUUCCUCCUCCACGAGCUCGCACCGUCCUCUUCCCCCAAGAGCUCGCUCCGUCCCCAUGCCCCUGGAGCUCGCUCCGUCCCCAUCCCCCAGGAGCUCGCGCCAUCCUCUUCCCCAGGAGCUCGCGCCGCCCCCAUCCUCCAGGAGCUCGCGUCGUCCCCAUCCUUCAGGAGCUCGUGUCGUCGUCUUCCUCCAGAAGCUUGUGCCAUCUUCCUCCAUGAGCACGCGUCGUCUCCAUCAUCCAAGCGCUCGGCCCCUCGCUCAGGCGCCCAGUUUGGUCACCCCCGCCUCAGCUUGGUCGCCGCCGCGCCCAGCUUGGUCGCUGCCCCCUCAGCUUGGUCCGCACCGCGCCCAGCCCACUUGGCUCGUCGCUGCCGCACGCAGCACGUGGGCUCCAUGCAGGUUCUCCUUGCCUCGCCCCUUGCACAACAACAGAAAUUACUCCAUGAAUGUACAUAUAAAUUUACAGAAGAAUCACUCCAUGUUCUCAUGCUGUAGUUACAGUAAGAUCCUGAACUACAUCAUGGAGUACUUGUCUGUAGUAAUGUGAUCUUGCUCAAGUAAAUCAUGAACUGCAGUUGGGAGUACCUAACUGCAGUAAUGUGAUCUUGCUCCCUGGAGUAAAUUUUACUGUAAAUUCUUCAAACAGACUAGGGUAUCAGUACAUGGAUCAGUUAGAUUCGGCAUAGAUUCAGUUAAAUGCAUAGAUUCAGAUAAAUGCAUAAUCACACAUGAGAUGCUGCACUUGUUUGUCAAAAUACCGAGUAUUGUACUCCUACUACACAGUACUCCUUGUAUAAACAUUACUCAUUUGCAAACAGUGAGAAGUAAACAUGGAGUAAACAUUUAUAAUUUCUCAUUUGCAAAUAGUGAGAAGUAAACAUGGAGUAGUUACUUGUAACUACAACAUUUGUAAUUUAAAGAAGAAUUGUCACUUGUCUGCACAUUAUCACUUGUCUGUCAAGAAACAUCACUAUGAAAUGGAUUAUGUCAAAAUACAAAUCUAUCAUAUGAGUAGCAGAUUGACCAAAUGAGUACUAGUAGCUUGUUUUAAUUUUGUUUAAGGGCAUUCUAGAUCCUAGAGUUGAAUGAUCUGUAUUUCUGCAACCAGACCAUAUUAAUAAGAAAUUUACUCAUUGACUAAUCUGUAUUUUGUUUGUUGCAACCAAUCUAAACAUUACCGUAGUUAAAUGCUAAUCAAAUGAAGGAGCAUUUUGUCUCUACAGCUAGAAUCUUACAGAGUACAAAUGCAGAAGAAGUUUCAGUUAAAUUCACAAGAAGUUCCAGUUACUGCUACUCUAGCAUUAUCUAGAUGGCAUUGCUACUACUCAUUCCAGAGUAGAUUGCAGAAGGUACAUAGUUUCAGGGUUAAGCAACCUAGAGAUAAGAUCUAUGGUUUCUUUGUUUUUUCCUUUUUGGAGUAUUAAACUUGCUUUUUUGGAAAAUUACAGAGUAAUUAUGGUGCAAUAGGAAAAGCAGCAACACUUAUUGGGGCAGAACAAGAGGAACAAUAGGAGAAGCAACAACACCAGCAAUGGUGCUACCAGAUUUGAAUUGCACACCACCUGCAGGAGAAGGAGCAGAUGUCAACAUGGUCCAAGAAGAAGCAAAUGAUGAUGUCCAAGAAGAAGCUGAUGAUGAUGACAAUAUGCUUGAAGAAGAAUCUGAUGAUAAUGACAAUAUGCUCCAAGAAGAAGGUACCGGUAUGCUCGAAGAAGCAACAGGUGGUCAGCACAUACGUAGGCAAAGAAAUUCAAUGAUAGAUGAGCAGAGAUAUGCUGCCUACAUGGCACUGCAUACCCUGAAUCUGGCCAAGGGUGGCAAGUUUAAAAGAAAUGACAAGAAGGAUGUUGCUCAAAUAUUUCAAGCUGGUUUUCAACAUAUUCGUAAAAUCUGGAUGACAGCAAAGGAACAAAUAGUGCUUGGUCGGGAGGUGGAUGUAUCCAGCAGAAGGAAAGGAAGAUGUGGAAGAAAAGGAAAGGAUGAUACUCUAUCCCAAAUCCUGACAGUUGCAUUGAAUAGAAGGUCGACUCUCAGGUCACUUGCUCGCCAAUUGGGUGUCAGUCAUACUACACUCUACAAGAAACUCAAGCUUCACAAGAUUAGGAGGCACUCCAAUUGUCUGAAGCCAUCUUUGGAAGAAAAGAAUAGUAGAGAAAGGAUAAAGUUUUCUUUGUCAAUGCUUGACGAGACCACUUUAGCAGCUCCAAGACCUAAGUUCAUUAGUAUGCACAACAUUGUGCAUAUUGACGAAAAGUGGUUCUAUAUGACGAAAAUGAACAUAAACUACUACCUCCUCCCCGAAGAAGAUGACCCGGUCAGAACUAUUCGGAACAAGAAUUGUAUUGGGAAAGUGAUGUUUCUGACCACUGUUGCUCGACUCAGAUAUGAUGCUGAAGGCAAUAUGACAUUCUCAAGUAAAAUUGGUGUCUGGCCCUUUGUGCAAGAGAUUCCCGCUGCUAGAAGAAGUGAAUAAAGAGCAAGAGGGACCAUUGAAAUCAAGUCCGUCAAUGUGAACGACGGGUAAUGAGGAGACAUAUGAUAGAAAAAGUGGUUCCAGGAAUGAAGGAAGUUUGGCCCACAGACGAUACCAAUCCAAUAUUGAUCCAACAAGAUAACGCGAGAACGCACAUUCUUCCUGGUAAUGCAGAGUUUGCAGAAGUUGUGGCUACAACUGGUCUGGACAUUAAAAUAAUAAACCAGCCUCCAAAUUAUCCUGAUCUAAAUGCACUUGAUAUUGGAUAUUUCAGAUCCCUUGAGUCUUUGACCGACUGUAGAGCACCCACGACUAUCAAAGAACUGAUUCAAGGUGUGCAGGAAGAAUUUGAUGAGUAUGAUGCCGAGAAACUCAACAAAAUAUUUCUAACACUUCAAACAAUCAUGGUAGAAGUCAUGAACCAUGGAGGAGAAAAUACGCACAAAAUUCCACAUUUGCGCAAGGAGAGAUUGGGAAGGCAAGGAAUCCUACCACCGAGGAUUCACUUUCCCCGUGAAGUUUAUGAAAAUGCCGUAG
This is a messenger RNA of Triticum urartu, 3249 nucleotides long. RefSeq lists its product as uncharacterized. The record is from RefSeq and is a predicted model, not a curated record. Lineage: Eukaryota; Viridiplantae; Streptophyta; Magnoliopsida; Poales; Poaceae. Gene Ontology annotation, molecular function: nucleic acid binding.